AUGCUGAUCAUCUUCUUUUUCAUGUCGGUUCUUCUCUCUUGUUUACCUCUGCUGCUUUCCUCUGCUACAUACGAUAACGCUUCUACCCCUAUCUGCCCGGAAAGUUUCAGCUGCAGCCCAAUUUUAGCCCCAUUCAAGUACCCUUUUUACAAUGCCAGUGACAGUAGUCAAUGUGGGUUGAUCAAGGUCCGCUGUUCUACCUCCAAUCUUAGCCAAAUUCAACUUGGAAAUCACUCGUACAGUAUUACGCGCAGGCCUUGGCCUCGUUCUUUUGUCUUUAUCAAGAACAAAACAUUUGAAAAUCUUGUAGAUGAUAAAAGCUGUGAGGCACUUGAGUAUAAUUUCACUUCUCCAACUCCUCUUUUGUUUUCCAUUUCAAUCUUCAGCAACAUGACUGUCUACAAAUGCACAAAUCAUUCCAAUUAUGCUCGUUCUUUUUUUGACCGACACAAGUUACAGAAUUACAGUAGCUACAAGUGCAAAGAUCACAGUUACAGUUUCUACUAUAGAUAUCCGAUUGAUUAUACAACAAUUCCAAGUGAUCUCCCACAUUCGUGCGAUGUAAUACAGCUGCCAGUGAAACUGGAUCCAGUAGUAGAUCAGGCCAACAUAUUUUCCCUUCUCUCCCCUGAAUUCUCUAUAGCUUUUCAUUUGUCACCAUCUUGUGAUGGGUGCCACAAGAAAGGCGGCCAGUGUCGUGUUGACAAUGGACAGUUUCAUUGUUUAAAUGCCAAAAAUGAAAAGGGAAAACUGAAACUGAAACUGAUCCUAGGUGUUGCUGGAUCUGGCUUCAUCCUCAUGCUGUCUUCUAUUAUCUUCGCAAUCUGGCGUUACUGUAAAAGCAGCCCUUUUUCGUACGUCUCAUCAAAGGACACUCUAGACCUUGAAGAUGGGAGUCACUUCUUUGGCGUCUCCGUUUUCUCCUACGAAGAGCUAAAAGAUGCCACCCAAAAUUUUGACCCUUCUCAAGAACUAGGGGAUGGAGGUUUUGGAGCUGUUUACUAUGGUAAGCUCCAAGAUGGGCGAGAAGUUGCAGUGAAACGACUUUAUAAGCACAACUACAAGCAAGUCCAACAAUUCAUAAAUGAGGUCGAAAUCCUUGCCAAACUACGACACCCCAACCUCGUUUUGCUCUAUGGUUGCACCUCUAAACAAAGCCACGACCUUCUACUUGUUUAUGAGUACAUUCCCAAUGGCACCCUUGCCGAUCACCUCCACGGUCCGCAAGCAAAUCCAAGCCUGCUAACAUGGCUGAUAAGGAUGAAGAUCGCCAUAGAAACCGCCAGUGCACUAGCCUACCUUCAUGCCACCGAAAUCAUACACCGAGAUGUAAAGAGCAACAACAUUCUCCUUGAUCACAACUUCUGUGUCAAAGUAGCCGAUUUCGGGCUCUCAAGGCUCCUACCAAAUGAUGUCACCCACGUGUCAACUGCUCCGCAGGGAACCCCGGGAUACGUGGACCCACAAUAUCACCAGCGGUACCAAUUAACAGAUAAGAGUGAUGUUUACAGCUUUGGAGUAGUGUUGAUGGAGCUAAUAUCGUCAUUGGUAGCUGUCGAUUUAAGUAGGUCUUCAGACGACAUUAGUUUGGCCAACCUGGCUAUAAACCGGAUCCAAAGAUGCGUGGUCGAUGAAUUGAUUGACCCGGUUCUAGGAUCUGAUUCAGAUUCCGAAAUCACGAGGAUGAUCAGAUUGGUAGCAGAAUUGGCUUUUCGGUGUUUACAGUAUGAUUCGGAAAUGAGACCGACAAUGAGCGAGGUGUUGGAAGUGUUGGAGGAUAUUCAAGGCAGUGGAAGAACCUGUGCUUAUGAUGACAUAAAAGAAUCGGAACACUUCGAUCCUCCAUCUUCAAUGGAAACCAUGAAUGAUACGGUGGUUUUGUUAGGGCCAUCACCGCCGCCAGCCUCCGUCGCCGGUGAUUGGCAGAGUGGUAGCUGUGGACCAACUACAUUAAGCAGCAGUGGAGACCGAUUGCCAAUGAAGAAUUAGUGUAUUAUGUAUUGUUUUAUAUGAUUUGUUUCCAUCUAAAUUAGGAUUUAGAAUAUCAAUUGAG
Molecule: messenger RNA, 2053 nt
Organism: Cynara cardunculus var. scolymus (artichoke)
Lineage: Eukaryota; Viridiplantae; Streptophyta; Magnoliopsida; Asterales; Asteraceae
Product: LEAF RUST 10 DISEASE-RESISTANCE LOCUS RECEPTOR-LIKE PROTEIN KINASE-like 1.1
Biological process (GO): protein phosphorylation
Molecular function (GO): ATP binding; protein kinase activity
Source: RefSeq, a predicted model, not a curated record